CAGACUGUGGUGUUGCUGUGAUGGUACCAAUAGGCGGGACUGUGGCUCCGCAGUAUGAUUUGUGAGCCGCACAGCUGGAACUAGAGCAGAAGGCUUGGCACGCGUUCCAGCUGAGGCUAAGCUCAACUGUUCAUCAGCAGUUACGCACGACUUGCAUCCAAGAGCGUCUGCAAAACGCUUGUGUGUGCGUUGGGGCUGUUCGUCAAAAAUACCGCAUAUGGAGCAUUCAAAGACACAGCGUUAAGUCCGAGGAAAGCUCCGAGUCUGUAUCCCCGCACGAGUUAUGGUGGAUUCGGAUCACUGCCGCAUUUAAACGCAAGAUCUUGCCCCAACACGGUGUGAAUUCUGCGCUGCCGAUGAUGUAUCGCUUUUCGUCUCCGAGCUCACUCCACACCUGUUAUCAGUGCAGCUUCUUCUCUCCGAGCAUGGGACCUUUAAAACUCUGAAGUGAUUGUCACAUACGCCAAACCAUACAGAGAGAAGCGAGGGGAAAACAGAACAAGGGAGUGAUGGAGUCCAUACUAUCAGAGCAGUCUGCAACGGUGGACGAACUGGUGGAAGCAUGCAUUCAAGCUUUUGAUGACAAAGGCUUUUUGAAGGAUGUCCCUUUGAUCCGCAUGUUCCUCAUGAUGCACCCUUGGUAUAUCCCUUCAACUGACAUGGCUAAGAAGCUCGUAAUCAAAUCUCAAGAGGAGAGCUGUUCUGCCGAACACCGAACAAGAAUAUGCUACCUUGUCAAGUAUUGGAUUUCCGAGUUUCCUGCAGAGUUCAAUCUAAACCCAGAGCUGGCAGACCAGAUCAAAGACUAUAAAGAUCUGCUGACUACCAAAGGCAAUGAGAGCCAGAGUCAGCUCAUUGACCUAGACAGUGUGCCAUCAUAUAAAUGGAAACGGCAGGUGACUCAGCGUGUCCCAUCAAUGUCCAAAAAGAGGAAAAUGUCUCUGCUAUUUGACCACCUAGAUUCCUGUGAACUGGCCGAACAUCUGACCUACUUGGAGUACAAAUCCUUUUGCAAGAUCCUGUUUCAGGACUACCACAGCUUUGUGAUGCAUGGCUGCACAGUGGAUAACCCAAUAUUGGAGCGCUUCAUUACACUUUUCAACAGUGUCUCACAAUGGAUCCAACUUAUGGUGCUUAGCAAGCCCACUGCCCCUCAGAGAGCAGCUGUCAUCUCCCAUUUUAUCAGAGUGGCACAGAAGCUGCUACAGUUGCAAAACUUUAACACCCUAAUGGCAGUGGUGGGUGGCCUAAGUAAUAGCUCCAUCUCCCGUCUCAAGGACACGCAGGCUCACAUCAGUGCAGAGACCAACAAGGUUUUUAACACCUUGAUUGAAUUGGUGACUUCAUGUGGAAACUACAGCCAAUAUCGCAAGCGCUUUUCUGAGUGCUCGGGAUUCAGAUUCCCUAUUCUUGGUGUGCACCUGAAAGACCUGAUUGCCGUGCAUGUGGCGCUGCCAGACUGGACUGAUAAAGAGAAGACCCGGGUCAAUCUGACCAAAACCCAGCAGUUGUAUGCUAUACUCCAAGAGCUGGCACUCAUCCAGAUCACACCGCCCAAUAUCGACGCUAACACAGACCUGCUCAAUCUUCUUACGGUAUCACUGGACCAGUACCACACAGAGGAGGAGAUCUACCAGAUGUCUCUACAGAGGGAGCCUCGCAAGCCAGCGAACUCAAGCCCUGCUCCAGCAUCUGAACCCAAGCCCAUGAUGAUUGAUGAGUGGUCUAUGUCCGUGAAACCCAGUGCUGACCCUACGAUAAUUAAGAAACACAUAGAAAAGAUGGUCGAGUCUGUCUUCAAGAAUUUCGACACAGAUGGUGAUGGACACAUCUCCAGGGAUGAAUUUGAAGCAAUCAGAAACAACUUUCCUUACCUCAGCAAGUUUGGAGAGCUCGACAAGAACCAAGAUGGCAAGAUCAGCAGAGAAGAAAUGAUAGACUACUUUAUGAGAGCCAGCUCUCUGCUAAAUUGCAAGAUGGGUUUCAUCCACACCUUCACAGAAGCAACCUACGUGAAACCCACCUUCUGUGAGCACUGCGCAGGCUUUAUAUGGGGUUUUUACAAGCAAGGCUACAAGUGUAAAGCCUGUGGGGUAAACUGCCACAAGGCCUGUCGAAGUCGCCUGGCUGUCGAAUGCAGAAAGAGGACCAAGAGCAUCAGCCAUGAGACACCGCCAACCCUGCAGGCCAGGUCCUACAGCUUCCCUCCACCUGCCAACACUCCUCCCAGCCUGCAAAAUACAGUAAUUGCUGAAGAGGAUCUGGAGACAGUGGAGGAAGGAGUAUUUGAUGUCCAUCUAUAACCAGGAGCCUUUAAAACAGCCACUGGCAGUUUUCAACUCUUCAUCACAGAAUCCCCUCCAAAGGUUGGUGUGCAAGAGACCAAGUCAGUGACUAAGGAGCCAUAAAGAAGAUAUUCCACAGUUUAUGUUCCUUUAAAAGUCCUUCACAACAGGGAGAAACUGCACUGCACACGUGCCAGGAUACCUACAUGCUGCCACACAGUGGACUCAGCCAGCAACAGCACUCCUCUCCACCUGAGUGACACCAGUGUGACAACCAGCACCGGUUAAAAAUCAGCAUUUUUUUUCAGUGUUAGCCAAGAGUGUAACGAAAAUACUAUUAAAUGAAAAAUUGGAGAAAAAAAGAUCUUCACCAUAUUACUAUCCGAGCUGAACAUUAAAGUCAGUGUAGUUUGCUACAAUUUGUUUACUUUCAAAUAUAAAAGAGGUGCUGUUACUGCCAAGAAUGUAAAGCUGCCACCCAGACUAAGCUAUUGUCCUCUUUACCUGAGCUGCUCCAAUUUUUUUUUCUUAUUUGCCUGCCAUAUUGAUUUGAAAUAUAUUUUGGUGGACAUAUAUUAACAACCGAUUUUGAUGUCAGAUGAAUUACUGUUGAUGUGUGGUGACCUCCUGUUGUGGAAUGAAAAAAGCAACUAUUUUGCAGACCAAAAAAAUCAGCUGAAAUACCUGUGUAGACAGCUAUGAUUAGACAGGACUGAACAAUGUUGUAUUUUUGUAAUGUUUACCUGAGUAUCAGUAGCUGUCUUAUAAUUGAUUCUGUAUUGUCAUCUUCCGUGUAGAGUGCCAUAAAUGUAGCCAAAACAGUAAAAAUACUGCUGUCAAAUGAAGAUUCCAUCUGACCAAAUGAAAAUGUUGAGAGCAUAGAGAGGGAGAGUGGCUGAGUUCCCACUGAUUCUUCUAUUGGUUUUUGGAACGGGCACAUUUUUCACUCUGUCACUUAAAGUAACGUCAUCAAAAUAAAUAAACCAUAACUGGAGUCGCUUAAUGAGGAUUUUCAUUUAGCAGCAUUUUUCCUGAGAGUUUGUUUCAAUGCAAGUUGUGUUUUGCUGUUAUUAUCCAGCAUGCAGCCUCCACAUUUCUGCUGCAUGUGGUUUUAUCAUUUGUAAUGUAGCUUGACAAUUUGUCAUUUAUUAAGGAACCAUUACAGGAGAAAUGUUUCUGUUUCUUAGUGCCUGCGGAAGGAUGAAUUCAGUUGUUAAGCAGCAGAUGCUAGCUGCUGGCAUGUCACUGAAUAAGAGUCCUCAGACUAUUUAUAUAUAUUCUGUAUGAAUUGAUAAAAAAAAGAGAAAAUCCUGGUCUUUUUGUGCCUCAUUUUGCCUCACAAAGUAUAUUUGAUGUUUUUUAGAAAUAAUGCUAUGCUUUUUCUUGUGGUGCCCAAAUCAAUGAUCAGUAUUAAAUGCAACUGGAAUCUUUUACAUAUGGUGUUAAAAAUAUCUGUGACAAAUGUUUAUUAUUGGAAAUAAAUAAGAUAUUGUGUUGUAUUUUUUAGAUUAAAAUUUAGUUGGUGAAUGGUUUCUAAGUUCUGAAACAGG
Menidia menidia (Atlantic silverside) is the source of this 3835-nucleotide messenger RNA. The record is from the annotation of a GenBank genome assembly. Lineage: Eukaryota; Metazoa; Chordata; Actinopteri; Atheriniformes; Atherinopsidae.